Messenger RNA from Pseudocercospora fijiensis CIRAD86, 237 nucleotides. RefSeq lists its product as uncharacterized. NCBI's taxonomy places the organism in Eukaryota, Fungi, Ascomycota, Dothideomycetes, Mycosphaerellales, Mycosphaerellaceae. The transcript has 2 exons. The record is from RefSeq and is a predicted model, not a curated record. Bases 1 to 237 code for a protein of 78 amino acids.
AUGCCUAUCACGAAGAAGGAUCGAGUGAGAAAGGAGCAGAAGAAGGCAGAUGCAGCCGGUACUCGUGCUGCAGUGCACGCGAACGGCACGCCAGUCAAAGCGGCCAAGCCGAAGUCGAUCUGCGCCUUCUGCCGCAAAGAGCUUGACAACACCAACCUCAAGAUCCUCGAGCAACAUGCAGACACCCACUCAGACGCUUGGCCGAAGGAGAAGUGUUGGCCGAACGAGUUCAAAUGA